Messenger RNA from Tetrahymena thermophila SB210, 4229 nucleotides. Its product is annotated as transmembrane protein, putative. The transcript has 3 exons. Lineage: Eukaryota; Ciliophora; Oligohymenophorea; Hymenostomatida; Tetrahymenidae. The record is from RefSeq and is a predicted model, not a curated record.
CUCCAUCCUAUUAUUAAUUAUAAUUGCUUAAGCAAAGAAAUGGAUCAAAAAUGAACAAUUCUAAGAAAAUCUACUUAAACUAUUUACUUAAUAAAGCUAAACAAAUUUUUAAAGAAAAAAACAGAUAAUUUAAUUUUUGUAAAAAAACCUUAGUUUUUGAGAAAUAAGUAAAAGAGACUUAAAGUUUGUAUGAAUUAUGCCUUAACUAAAAAUUAAAACUCCUUUAAGUUAUUAACAAUGAUGAAAUAAAUAUAAAAUCACUUUACAAGAUAGGUACGAAUCUUUUAUAAUAAAGAAAUCAACUAAAAGCCUAAAUCAGAAAUUUAUCCAUGAUGAACAAAUUUAACCCUGAGUUAAAAGAAAUAAUAAAUGGUUUCCUGAUUAGUCUUUCUUUUUUAGACACCAAAGAUAAUUUAGUUAAUUAUAACUAUAACUCAUCCAAUUUUUCAAAUGAUUCCUCAGAAUCCAUUUACAGCAUUGAAUUAAAAAACGAGUCUGAAACAACUUAUUUCAAAAACGAAAGUAUUAAAUCUUAUUACAAAACUUGUGUAGUAUUUUUUAGCAUUCAACAAGGGGAAAGAGGGAAGAUUUUAGCUACUUCAAAUAACUUUGAAUCUAUAUUUGGAUUUCAGAAUAUAAUUUCUCAAGAUAUAAGCAUAAUUUUUCCAUCUAUUAUGAUACAAAAAUUCGAACAAAGAAUAGACAAUAUGACAAACAUGGUAAAUUAUGAAAAUAAAUAAGAUAAAUAAAUUAAAAUGCUUUUAUGCAGAACAAAUAUAGGACUGGGAAUACCUAUAAUUCCUAGAAUGUUCUUAGACUAUAUACCACAUCUUGAUAUGUUUGGUAUAAUAAUUAGAUUGGAAGUUUCUAACAACACUAACUAUUUUGCACUCUUUAGCCCUUAAAAUUUCUAGUUAAAUUUAGUUAACACAGUUUUUUAUUCUGAAUUUAUGAAAAAAUACUUCAAAGUUUAAGAAAUUUCAACUAUUUAUUUUUCUAAAUUGGUUCCAAUUUCUAUAUUCCUAAAACAUUCUCGAAUCUUAAAAGGCUCUCCAUUUAUUGAUACACUCUGCUUCCUCCCAAAUAAGCAGAAUAACCAAGACUCAUUUUACUUCAAAACUCCUUUAACAAUUCAAGACCUAUUAGAAUAAAAGAUCUCUUAAAAUUCUCUAUAUUAAUUUGAUUUUUACAAGAUCAGAUUUUAUGUAAAAGAAGUAGAAAAUUAUGAAGAUGAACUUUUACUUUGUGAGAUAUUUUCUCUUAAAAAAAUAAAAAAACAAAAAGAAAUUUAAGAAAAUAUCUAACUCCUUAAAAUUCAAAUUGAUUCACUUAUUUUAGAAGCUGAAUAACUCAAUUUUCUCACUACUUUAUAAAGCUAAAAUUCAAAACCCUCUAAUGGAAGAUAAGAUGAAACUAUUUCUGAAAAUAGAUAUAAUAAUAUAAAAUGGAAUAAAACUAUAAGAAAAGGAAGUAGAAACGAUGAGGACAAGUAUGAAGGCUCACAAAAAGAUCUCCUUUCUACAAACUACAUGAUGUAAGGGAAUAGGACUCUAUAGAAAUUACUAGACCAUGAAAAAAUGUAAGAAACAUUUCAUGAUAAAAAAACUAAUUACAUUAACGAAUUAUUAUCGCCUAGCACAUCUAAUUAAUUUAGUGGUAUUUUAUUGUCUCCUACUAAAAUAUAUAUGCAUGAUGAUAAAACUAAAGUAUUCGAUGACGAUUAUAUCUAAAAUAUGUAUUAAGAAAGCUACUAUUCUUCUGAAAAAUAUAUAAACUACCAAUCUAAUCAAAAUAAAAAUGUAUCAAAUAUGAAAUAUUUUCAGCAUUAGAAAUCUAUUGAAACAGAAGUUUUAAAUUAAUAUUAAGAAAUCUAAGUUGAUAUGCCAAGUAUUUAACAAAUAUAAGAUAAUUAUAAUAAUAAUUUGAUAUAUUCAAAUGGCUUAGUUCAUGAUUAGUCUUAUUUUACCCCAAACUAAGGUAUGAAAAGAUUUAACUAUCCUGAUAUUACCCCUCACUUAAUUGGAAAUGAAGAAAUUAAUACCUUUUAGAACCGAUAAUAAAUAUUUUUUACUAAAAAAUCACAAUUUAAUAAUUAAGAUGGUUCAGAUUUUUCUGAUGCAUGGAGCAAAUAAAGUAACAGCUUUGAUACUGAUGAUAGUGAUUUAGAUAACAAGCGGUCAAGAAGAACUCAUGUAACUUAAAAAACAGGUUCUAAUCAAUAACUUACUUACUAAUCAUUAAAACAUAUUUACAACUCAGUAUUAAAAAAAUAAAGAAAUGUUGGAUUGCAAAUUUUAAAUAUUUUCGGAAUAGCUUCUCUACUGCUUAUAAUAGGUUUAAUAUCAGUAGACUUUGUGCUUAUCAUAUAAACCUUCUAAAAAGCUAAAAUAGAUUACUAAUUUAUAACUUGGCCUAUGGAUUUGCAAUCUUUGCUAUCUUAAAUUAUGUAUAGAGUUUAUAUUAUUGGUAUUAAUGAUUAAAAAAUUAUACCAGCAUUAGUAAAAGCAUGGCCUUAAUAUUAUUAAGAAAACAUUGAUUUCAUACAUCAAAAUCAAGCUGAAGUAAUAAAAAUGUAUGAUAAUCAAUAAAAUGGUGAUUUUCAAAUUGCUUCCUACUUUGAAAAAUUAGCAGAUACAGAUGAUACUUUCAUAUUAAAAAAAGAUUUCUCAAGUUACAAAGGCAUGAAUUUUACAGUCUAAACUAAACAAUAAUAUUUCAUUUUGUAUUAUAUAAUAACACACUACCUUUUCUCACAGAAAAUAUACAAUGCUUACAAUCCUUUAGGGACAAUAUUUGACAACUUUGAUAAUUAUAAUUAAAUUAUAACAUAACUAUAAGGUGAUAUUUAUGAAAGUUCUGUGGAUUCUUUAAACCAAAUAUUAGAAAAUACUAAACUCUUGAUGAUAAUAUGCAUCAUAUUAGCUUUAUUGAUAAUAUGUGCAGUCAUACCUUUGAAUGCAAUUAUUCAAACUUAGAGAGAAAUAGUUUUAAAAUUAUUUGCUACUAUGCAAUCAUAAGAUAUUUAAAACAUGGAAAACGCUUGUCUAAAUUCUUUGCAAGCUAAAGAAAGAAAUUAAACAAAAAAGAGAAUUUAGUCAACUUAGACGCUAAUCGGUUAAGUAAGUUAACAUGAUUUAUCAUAUAAAAAGAUCCCAAUCUCAUCAACAAAAAUCUCAAUAGGAUAAAAUUUUUUUUCAAGUAAAAAUCCAACAGCUUCUAAUGAAAAAAAGAUGAUUUAAACAAUUAAGCCUUAAUAAGAUUUAAACACCUUCAAAAACGCACAAAAAGAUGGAAAGAAAAAAAAUAUUUCUAUUAUUUCUUCUCUACCAAAGUUUUCUUUGCACAUUCUGAUAUUUGGGAUAAUCGGAUUUCUUUCUAUCGUUUCAUAGCCUAUUAUCAAUUACUUUUUAAUUAAAAAUUUUAUAUCUGAUGGAGAUUUUAACAUUCAAAUGCUAAGUAUUCUAUCUUCAGUUAAAUCUUAGUUUUGUGGUACCAUAUUCUUUUCUUAUGCAAACGUUUACGUAAAAUAAUCUAUUCCUACGUCUUUAGUUUACAAUAAAAGAUUUUUUGAUUCUCGUAUUCCAGAUGUGCUUACUAAUAAUGAUAAAAUUUUGAAGGAUUUAUACAUGGCAGAAUCUGAAUCGAGUUCGAAAGUUAGAUAUAAUAAUAAUGAAUAUGAGGACUUUUUUUAUUAAAUUUUGAAAGGCGAUGUUUGUGAUGUUUUUGAUCGUAAUUCAUAAUAUAUUGAUAGUUAGAAAUAUAAUUUUAAUUCAACUAAAUGUAACAAUUUAUAAAGUGAAAUACUUAAAUAAGGAUUCUUAGUUUCUGCUAAAUACUUUUUAGAUCUAUUUAAGGAACUUUUUGAAAUAACUAGUGUUGAGGAUUAUGAUUAGAGACAAACUCUUCUUGUAACAUGGGAGGAUUAGUACAAGAUAAAAAAACUCUCGUAAUUUACAGAUUUAAUGAUUACAAUCAUAUCAGUCCUUAGUGAUUUUAUAACUACAUAAGGUCUUUAAUUUUUAAAUUUUAACAUGAGAUUGUAAAUUACAUUAGCUAUCACCUAAGUAGUGACAUUAAUCCUAGCAUUUUACUUUGGUUGGAUGACUUUUUAUAACUCUACACAUAAGUAAAUGAAUGAUACAGUCUAAUUGCUUAGCUUGAUAGAUAUAAAUGUCUUGGCUACUAAUUCUUACACAUCAAGCUAUCUUAAUUCAAGGAAAUGAUCAGAA